Molecule: messenger RNA, 4503 nt
Organism: Pteronotus mesoamericanus
Lineage: Eukaryota; Metazoa; Chordata; Mammalia; Chiroptera; Mormoopidae
Gene: ENDOD1
Product: endonuclease domain containing 1
Exons: 2
Coding region: 103-1605 (500 amino acids)
Molecular function (GO): hydrolase activity; metal ion binding; nucleic acid binding
Source: RefSeq, a predicted model, not a curated record
ACCCGGGUUCCGACUUCCCCUCCAGCCCGGCUCGCGGCCUCGCGCUCCCCACCCGGCCCACAGAGCCCGCGCCGCGGCCGCCCAGCGCUUGCAGAGGCCGACAUGGGCCCCGCGCGCUGGCUCGCGCUGGGCAGCCUCCUCGCCCUGGGUGCGCUGCUGGAAGGCCGGCUCGUGGACGAGGAGGACGCCGGCUUUGGCGAAUGUGACCAAUUCUUCUACGCCCAGACCCCGCCAGCGGGGCUGGCGGCCGAGGGCCACGUGAAGAUCUGUCAGCGCUCCGAGGGCACCGAGCACUUCGCCACCCUGUACAGCACCCGGGACCGCAUCCCCGUGUACUCGGCGUUCCGCGCCCCGCGCUCCAUGCCCGCCGACGCGGAGCAGCGCUGGUUGGUGGAGCCGCAGAUCGAUGACCCCCGCAGCAACCUUGAGGAGGUGAUGAAUGAGGCUGAUGCUAUCAGCACUGUGAGCAAUCUGGGAAGCCGGCAAGCCUUGAGUACGGAUUACUUGGAUUCUGAUUAUCAGAGAGGACAGCUGUACCCGUUCUCCCUUAGCAGUGAUUUUCACAUAGCCAUGUUCGCUCUCACAAAUGCAGCUCCGAUGACCCCGACCUUCCGGGAGCGAUGGUACAUGAAUCUCAACAGCCUGAUGGACCGCGCCCUGACCCCACAGUGUGGCAGUGGGGAUGACCUCUAUAUCAUCACAGGUGCUGUGCCCUCAGACAGCAAAGUCAAAGACAAAGUGACCGUCCCUGAGUUUGUUUGGCUGGCAGCCUGUUGUGCUGUCCCUGGAGGAGGCUGGGCCAUGGGCUUUGUCAAGUACACCAGGGACGGUGAUGUCAUAGAAGAUGUGAUGGUGAAAGACCUUGAGAAACUGCUUCCGUUUAACCCUCAGUUAUUCCAGAACAACUGUGGUGAAGCGGAACAGGACACAGAGAAAAUGAAAAAAAUCCUGGAAGCGGUUAACCAAGUCCAGGAUGAAGAGCGAAUGGUGCGCUCUAAAGAGAGCACUAGUCCUCCCCCCAGCACAAGGAGCAAGAGGUCUGCUCUGCUGCCCCCGGAUGCACCUGAGGAAAGGAGUAGCUUUUUGGGGAAACUCAUAGGCUUCAUCGCUACCCCAUUCAUCAAGCUUUUCCAAUUAAUUUGCUAUCUUGUGGUGGGAAUCUUGAAGAGCAUUUUGUAUUUCCUGUGGUAUGUCGCCAAGCAGGUGAUGAAUGGCAUAGAAAGUUGCCUUUACCGCCUGGGUUCAGCCACUUUAUCGUACUUCUUGGCCAUUGGGGAAGAGUUGGCGAGCAUUCCCUGGAAGGUACUCAAAGUCAUAGUCAAAAUCAUCAGGGCCCUUCUCCGGAUCCUUUGUUGUCUGCUGAAGGUUGUUUGCCGCAUCCUGGGCAUCCCUGUCCGAGUCCUUGUGGAUGUGGCCGCUUUCCCUGUGUACACCAUGGGCGCCAUUCCGAUCGUGUGCAAGGACAUCGCAGUGGGCCUUGGUGGCACCAUCUCUCUGCUCUUUGACACUGCUUUUGGCACUGUGGGUGGCCUAUUUCAGGUUGCUUUUAGUGCUUGCAAGCGAAUUGGCUACAAGGUCACUUUUGACAGUUCUGGGGAGUUAUAGAACUCAAAAAACUAAUAGUGACCAGUAAAUUUGAUUUUUUUUUUUUUAAAUAGAGAAGGCUGGAAUACUUUGUCUGUACAGUAGGUUUCUGUUCACUAUCAGUUAUAUUUGGGACUUUCCUGGGCAUGUCUCUAUGUCUUUGAAAAGGAAGAUGGUACACUUGAGACUUGGCCCAAGAGAAAUGUUCAGGGUAGGAUUAUGUGUAGGUCAUCUGAUGUGAAAUGGGCAAGCUUCUAAACUGUAACCUUUGGUUAUUUACUCUGAUACAGAUGACCACCUGAGCGAUUCUGGUUUUCAGGUGUGAUAGUUAAAAAUUACAGAAGAGGGAGGAAUUAGAAAGAGGACAAUGUUAAACCAAAGGGUUUUUGAGACAAUGAGAAAGGAAUCUUGUUCCUCCUUUUACUCUCUGAGACUGAAGGCAAAACUGAUAUAAAUAUUCUUGGCCGGUUUACCUUUUGUUUCUCUUUUUCCUCAACUCAACUGACCUUGGUGAAGUUCAGACUCGCUUUGCUGCUGAAAUAACUUUCUUAUGAUAUAGAAUCUGCUAUAUCCCUUCACUUUCCAUGGUUCCCAAGUACAUUUAAGAUUUUUUUCUCCAAAGUUGAAUUUUGAUGCAUUUUUCUUUUAUGUAAUGAUAAGCAUUUUAUGCCAAAUGUGACACAACAAAUUUUGAAUGCCAGGGCAAAGAUCGUUUGCCCCUUGAACGUGUAGCACAGUCUUCUAGGGUAUAAACAAGAGGCCACAAGGUGAGAGCCAGCUCUGAGUAGGUGCUGUAAGUCCCAGGACAUCCCUAGCCAAGCUGGAUUAACUUGAAGUAUAUCAAAUCUCUGGCUGACAAGAUUGAGCUCAAAGACCUACAUGUUAAGCUAAUAUGAAAAUUCACACUCUUCAACUUACUAGAUCAAUCUUUCUUAUCCCUCAAGCAAAUACCCAAAACAGUAAAGCACUCUGGCUUUUGUCUUUAAAUGAUUGUUUUGGUAUAAAUGUACAGAAAAGAACCACAAAACAAAAACUAUUCUAGCCACCUGGGAAGUUUAUAUAUGUAUAAACUUGAUUAAGAAUGAUCUCUUAGGCAAUUAUUUUUAUAGUAUAUUUGAGUCUAGAACACAUACCACUCACAUUAAUGCAAAUUUGGCUUGAGAGCUAAUCCCCAAUGUUUUGAUCAAACAUUUGUCAAUUAAAAUCUUGCACUGAAAAUGGUAAAAAGGGAAAGCAGAAUCUCCCAAAUUUUGUUCUGCCUUCUGAAUGAAUGGUCUGGAUUUUUCUUGAGUGUCCUAAAGAGUCAUGGUAAGGUAAGAAAAAAAAGGGGAGGUGGGGAGGCCACCAUUCAUCUGGAAGUCAGAUGCAGAAACCUGGGGCCCAGUAAAACAAGGAGAGAAUGAUGGAUCAACGACUUGCUUCGGGUUGGGGGAUGAGAAAUAUGAGUGUAGUGAGAGUUACAUUUUGCGGAAAAAUAAUUGAAUUGGCCCCACAGUGAAAAAGCAGGCAGCAAGCUGGCAGGCUGAUCAGUUUGUGAUGCAAGAUUGGGAAUUAUGGCACCAGACUGGUCAAUGGUAGGGAGCUAUGAACUGAAUUUAAGAAUCUUAAGCAGUAAGUAUUUCACCGACACUUCUGUUAGCAUUAACAUCUGUAAUCUGACUUUGCUCCGUCUCAAGUGUGAAGGUUCAUGGAAGGGUGAGGGUACUGAUGGGUCAAGAAUCCUGCUAGAUUAAAGAAAGAGACUCUUAGAAGUGACCAGCGAAGCAGUCUGGCCAAACCUUCAUUUAAUGAGGAACCUGAGGCACAGGGAGGCAACGGGCUUGCUUUCAGUUUCACAGCUACCUGAUGGCUUAGCAGGAGCCAAGAUCUUACGCACACGUCCCAUCACACCUGGGAUGUCAGCUAUGUGGUGUGUGGGGUUCAUUUCAGCUGCCUCCCGGACCAUGGCAGAGUUUUCUCCGCCAUCCACGCACAACAGCAUGCUUAGUGCCUCCCACUGACACAGUUUUCCUGCUUGUACAUAUUUGCUAAGUGAGGCCCAAAGAGGGCAUCCAUGGCAGCUUGAGCCCCUUGGCACCAUGCAAGGAGCGGGGCAUCCAAACUGCUUCUUGAGAGCCAUUUGGAAAUGUCUUCUUGUUCACUGCUUGUUGUUGAAUUUCUUAUUUAUUUAUUCUUGGGUGGCCUUUUUAGAAACCUGGGAAGGGAUAAUAAAGCAAAAAAAAAUCCUCAAGUUUAGGCGGCUGAGACUCUGCACUGGACGACCGGAUGUGACUGUGCCUCUGGGACACAGGCACAAUAAACCAGCAGGUGGCUGCACCACUGGUCUGCUCCCAGUGAGCUACUUUGGGUUUUGAGGUGAGAGUUGGGGUCGAUGAACCCCAUCUCUGGCUUGCAGAUUUUUCUGUGUCUCAGGCCCCUGGGGAAGUCAGCCAACCUUUACUAUAGAGCUGAUUCUCUAGGGUGUGGACUGGCCGCCCUUGGGACACUUCUUUUCCAUUGUGCCUUUUGAAUGUUGGUUUCUCACUCGGCGUUAACACUUCCAGCUAACUGCAGACUAGGGAGUUGGGGGAAGGAACUACAGUGAAGCACUCAUCGUUCAUUCAGUCCUUCAUCUGUCCAACAUGUAUUUGCACCUCAAGGCUGCAGAGAUAAACAUAUGGAUCUCAUUUUGAGGAGUUCAGAAAUCUAGCGGGGAGACCACAUGGUACAACUGAGACAUGUAACACAUCAUGGUAAGUGCUACACCAAAGGUACUAACGAGCAGCCUGAAUCCUGGAGCACAGGAGGAAAAAGACCACAGAACCAUGGAAACUCAGGAAGCCUUUAGAGAGGGUGUGACAAAAGUCAGUUUGACAUUUUCGAGCUAUGUACAAUGCUGUGCACCUUGCAAUGCUCAAUAAAGUAAUUGUUGACAACUCA